Messenger RNA from Paramecium pentaurelia, 1230 nucleotides. Lineage: Eukaryota; Ciliophora; Oligohymenophorea; Peniculida; Parameciidae. The record is from the annotation of a GenBank genome assembly.
GUAAUGGGAGCUACUUGUUGCUCAGGAACGCCAUAAACUUAGGAGAUUAAUUUCACAGCUCCUGCUAAAUACGAUGCCACUGUUGAAGGAAAUGAUCAUGUGGAAAUAGCCAAGCCAACAGAAGCAAAAAAUGAAUAUUAAGAGAAAGAACCAAUAAAACAAGAAGAAUCCUAACCAGUUUAGGUUGAUGACUUUCAAUAAAGUGCAAAUCCUCCAGAUGAUGUAUAACAAUUCAGUAUAUUAAGGCUUUAAGAGAAAAAUAAAGGUAACAGAUUUCGACGCACGGUCCAAACCCUGAAGAUGCUAAACCAUAUGAUAAAGAUCCUUUUAUUGAAAAUGAAUAGGUUCGUAAAACACUUGAAAAACUUGGAAAUUACCAUUAUGAUGAGACAUCCUUAUCAAAUUUUCAUGAUUGUAUUGAGUUAGGACCCUAUGUAAAUAAUUAGAUGAUAACUCUAGCAAUUUGAGAAUGGAGCUAUAUAUGUUGGUUAAUGGAAAAAUCACUAAAGAUGGGGCAAAGGUAAAUAGUAUUGGCCAGAUGGAUCAGUUUAUGAAGGAUUUUGGAGUUCUCAUACAGCAAAUGGAAAGGGAAGAUUAAUUCAUGCAGAUGGAGAUGCUUAUGUAAAUACAUGAGUAAUUUUUAGGAUGGAGAUUGGGUUGAUGAUAGAGCAUAGGGAUAAGGAACUUAUUAUCAUGUUGAUGGUGCCAAAUACGAAGGAGAUUGGUUGGAAGAUUAAUAACAUGGAAAAGGAACUGAAAUAUGGCCAGAUGGUGCUUAAUAUAUUGGAAGCUAUGUUAAUGGAAAGAAGGAUGGGAAGGGUAAAUUUAAAUGGAGUGAUGGAGCAACUUAUGAAGGUGACUUUCGAGAUAACAAUAUUGAAGGUAAUAACUCUAUUUAUUAUCAAAUAAAAAGGUUUUGGUGAAUAUGUUUGGGCUGAUGGCAGAAAAUAUAAAGGAUAAUGGUUAAACAAUAAAAUGCAUGGUAAAGGAGACUUUAACUGGCCAGAUGGGAAAUAAUAUAGUGGUAAUAGAUAUUUCUAUUUUUAAAGGGGAUUAUGUUGAAGAUAAAAAGGAAGGCUAUGGAAUCUUUAAAUGGUCUGAUGGCAAACAAUAUAAAGGAUAUUGGAAGGAUGGAAAAUAACAUGGAAGAGGAAUUUUGGUUGAUAGAGAAGCCAGAGAAGUUGAAGCUGAAUGGGUAGAAGGAAGAAGAGUCAGAUAAGAUAAUUGAAA